CUAUGACACCUGCAUUCAUACACAAGUUGUACGUCUAUCCACCUAUGAUAACUUUCACAUAUGCAUACAAUCUAUCCAUUCGUCUGUAAAGGAAUACAGAGUGUAUUAUAAGUGAACGAAAAGAUUUUGAAGGACAAAAUAAUCAUCAAAAGGCGUAGAAUAAUUUAGUUGAAAAUGCUGAGUAGUAAUCAUUACAUCGAAUCAACUAAGUGAAAUGUUUGUUCCCCAGUUUGUGCAUGUGUGUGUGUGUGCGCGAAUUUCUAACGUCGAUCAACCUAAAAUAAUAGUAAUGACAACUGUGGAUUACAGACUUUCAGUGAAGUAAUGCUCAUACAUCGAAGAUGGAUAGACUCUGUACACUUAUUUAAACAGUUUAUCUAAAUAGCCAAGAGUACGCUGAGAAUUCCAAAUUGUACCACAAAUUGUUUGGAAUAAAGUGAAUUAUUAAUAAUAUUCUUAUUAAAAAAUUGUGAAUAAUCUAUCCAGGUGUCAAUUUCAUUAAUACUUUCUAUUUAUCUUAGCAAAUUUCUAAUUCUGAUUGAAAAUUACCUGAAAAAAUUAUGACAACAAUAUAAUCCUGAUGAUUUUGAAUAAAAUAAAACAAAAACAAACAGCCAAUUCUAUGUUCAAUCUAAAUAAUUACUCAAUGAACUUUCUAAUUUCUAGACUACUCCUUCCCAUCUUUUUAAUAAGCAUUGACAAAAUCGUUAUCCUGACGGCUGAUGAAGGUUAUAUCACUAUGAAUCGAAACGUCAAUAAUAAUAAUAAUAAUAACAGAGAUUAUAAUAAUAAGUGUAGUAUAGUUGAAGAAAUACUUAUCAAUACAUUUGUAUGUGAUUUAAACUUUUUAUUUGACAGUUAUACACCAAAAAAUGUAUCAACUAUUUUGAAAGAUCAACUCAUAUUGAAUAUAUUGAAUGAAAAUCGAAAUUUUCAAAUUAUUGAUAAUUAUAAAUUAGUGACAAGAGGACGUAUUGAUCGAGAACAAUAUGUCUAUGAAAAAUUAUGUCAAAAUAUAAAUGGAAAUGAUGAUAAUUUAGUUGAGGAUUAUUUACUUAUCCAAGAUUUCAAUGAUAACCCAUCACAAAUUGAAUGUACAAUCAUUUUAGAAUUUGCGCUAAUCAGUCAGAAUCGUACAUUUAAACCAAUUCUAAUCAAUAUCCCUGUAAAAAUUCACGAUAUCAAUGAUAAUAUUCCACGUUUCGAUCAGUAUACAAGUGGUUUAAGAUUAGAAGUGAGUGAAGAUGUAUCAUCCACAGUUGAUCAAUAUUACAUCCUUUCAUCCAUAUCAUCAUCGUCACCGCCUUAUUGGAAACUGAAUCCGUUUAAGACUACUGAAAAACCUUCGAUUUACAAUAGUAAAAAACGUGAAAUUGCUAUUUUACCCUUGGCAAAAGAUGUCGAUUAUGGAUUGAAUGGUACUGUAGCCUACAAACUGGAGGGUCCUGAUGCAGAAUACUUUGAACUUGUAAAUCAUACAAGUGAAUCAUCAGUCAUUAAUUCACUUCAUUCAACACCGAAAAAUAUUAAAUCUUUACAUCUUAUCAGUCGUUACAGUUUAGAUCGUGAACAAAAAUCAGAAUAUCGAUUAAUUUUAUUAGCUUAUGAUCAAUCAGUACAAUUUAACAAUCGUCAUACAGCUCAAUUACCUAUUAGUAUUCAUGUUAAAGAAGUGAAUGAAUAUGCACCAGUAUUCAAUUUAGGCAUCAAUAUAACAACAAAUCAGUUGAAUAAUAUUAACAAUCAAAAGUUAUUGAACAAUGAAAUGAAAUUCAUUGGACAUUCAAAUCGAUUUCAUCCACAAGUACAAAUUAAAUCAUUUUCAUAUAAUUCAAAACUGAUUACUUUAGUAUAUCAUAAUAAUCAACAGAAAAAUCAAGGUUCCCAAAUAGAUAAUAAUCAUGUUGAUUUAUCUGAUUCCACAUAUCUCAUACUUGGAUUACCUGAAGAUGUUAGUAUUGGAAGUAGAAUAUAUCGUGUACAAGCGAUAGAUAUUGAUUCAAUUGAUUUCACACCUAUAAAUAAUCAAUAUUCUUCUCAUCAUUCAAUAACACAAAAUUAUAUUCACAAUACUGUGCAUUAUUUUAUAGCACAAGAAACUGAUUUAGUCGUGAAACAUUAUUUUCGUCUAGGUAAAGAAGAUGGCUGGAUAACACUAAUACAUCAAUUGGAUUAUGAAGCUGGAUCACGUAAUUAUAUUCUGCCUAUUGUUGCAGUCGAUUUUGGACGUCCACAGUUAAGUAGUACACUGACAUUAACUAUACAAAUAAUAGAUGUAAAUGAUGAGGCGCCAAGUAUAAUCAUACGUGGUAUUGAACCUACUAGCGUAAAUCAUCAUAAUUAUCAACGUUUGGCGGGACAUUCAAUGCUGGAUAAUUUUAAUCCUACGCGUUUUCAAAUAUUAAAUGUACGAGAAAAUUCACCAGUUGGCACUUUCAUUGCAAAGAUAUCCGCUAAAGAUCGUGACACUGGAAGUGCCGGAGAAGUUGAGUGUUAUUUGAUUGAAGCUGACAAUUUCAAUCGUAAAGCCAAGAAAGUGACCUUUCAUUAA
Messenger RNA from Heterobilharzia americana, 2551 nucleotides. NCBI's taxonomy places the organism in Eukaryota, Metazoa, Platyhelminthes, Trematoda, Strigeidida, Schistosomatidae. The record is from the annotation of a GenBank genome assembly.